ACGGAGAUGACCAACUGCAGCCCACUUCCUGCCCUGUACCACUGGUCAUUCCAGACAGACAGCCAGGUGAACACCAUAAGGUUCCUCCCGUCACCACCUACAUUCAAACCCCAGUCAUCAAAGAAGGAGCAAGUGUUUCCAAGGAGACACUCCAAGACUGAAGGUGUGGAGGAGCCAACCAAAGCCCCGGAAGCAAUGCAGGAUCCUGCUUGGGAGAAUCCUGCCCAGCAGCCAGCAGAUGCAGAGGACUCCCUGGAAGCAGAGGAGCUGUCAUCCACUGCUGUGGAGCCUCAGAAGCUGGUGAGGAUGAGGGGAUUGAGUCAAUUCACAGCAGUGGAGCACCUCAACUUGGGAAUACAGGAGGUUUUCAAUGUCCAGCCACUGUGGGGUGUGCUGCCGCCGGGCCAGAGCGAGCUGGUCACCUUCAGCUUCUUUGGCCACGCCAACAUCGUCGCCCGUGUCACGGCGCUCUGCCACGUGGAGGGGGGCCCCACCUACGAGGUGGCACUGGCCGGGGCGGCUUCAUGCCCCAGCUACCAGCUGGACAUGGAGGAGAUCGACUGGGGGCUGCAGGUAUUUAACCAAGUCCUCAAAGCAGAGGUCACCCUGCGGAACACCGGGGUGGUUGAAUUCACCUAUGUGGUGCCAAACAGCAGCACCGGCACUGCAGCAAACCCUCUGCCUGGUGUGCCCGUGGUCGUGCCCACCACAGGUUCCAUUGCGCCUGGCAAAGAGCAAGUGUUGAAAGUCUAUUACCUGCCAGGAAGGCCAAGAGUCUUCUGCACGACUUUCCAGGUUCAAGUGGGUUGUCUGGAACCAGCAGAAAUCCGCCUGAAAGGAGAGGGGGCCUUCCCUGUGAUUACCAUGGACCUACCCUGGAUGUUGAAAGGAAAUAAAAAAUAUGAGAAGAUACUGAAAGAGAUAAGACACAACAUGGAAAUACCCAUAAAGGGCAGCGAACCAUCUAUUCUGAGCCUGGAACAAUGCACGGAUGACUCUGAUGCCAAGAAGGAGCAGUGUUCACUUUCUGUAGAGGACUCGGAGGAGGAAAGUGAAGAGAUACUGCAAGAGGAAGAAGAAAACCUGAAGGAAGAAGGACAGAGAAGUGAAUCAUAUUAUCUGUGGUCAUCUGCAGUCAUGGAGUCGCCCAUGGAGUCGUCCCGGAAGUCAUCCAGGAAGUUGUCCAUGAAAUCAUUGAUGGAGCCAUCCAUGGAGUCAUUUAUGAAGUCAUUCAUGGAGCCACCCAUGGAGUCCUCCCCAGAGUCAUACAAGGAUGAGUCUGGCACCAUUUGGGAGACUUGGAUGCAGAUGGAGAUAGAGAAGAAGCUGAUAGAGGAUCGUGUUCUGGAGCUGGAGAGAGCUGUCGCCUCCUGUGGCCCGAACGACAGGGUCUUUAAUAAGCAGAUGCGCCAGAGUCUUGUCAACAUUGAGCUGUCAGAGUACAUCCUGAGGAUGGGCAAGGUCCCUCUCAAUGAAUCUGUAAGUCAUACUGUGACCAUCAGCAACCCCGGGCUGCUGCCAGUGUCCUUCCAGGCCGAUGGAAGUGUCCUGCAGCACACAGGUUUCAGCGUGGACCUGGACCACGUGCAGGGCCUGACAUACUGCCACUCCCACAAAUUUGAAGUGCACUUUAAUAGUGCCAACCUCCCACUGGGAGAAGUGGAUGUGCUCCUGCCCAUCAAGGUAGCAGGAGGCUGCACAGUUCACAUCCAUUUCUAUGCCACUGUGAUUGACACCUUCUCCACCAAAUGCAAAUUACCCAGAAAGAGACAGAAGAGCAAUGGCAGCAAGAUCUUGAGGAGCUCCAAAAGUGGUACUGCCAACCUUGCAAGUUCAUCUGAGGAUAAAGAACCUGAAUCUUCCAUAUAUUCCUCAAAAGACAAACCUUGAAAAGUUCAGUCCUGAAGUUCUUUCUGAAACUGGUAAUGUCUUUAUGAAGAAGUUUUCUUACACUAAGCCAGUGAAUGCUUUUACAUGUGAUCACAUGGAAUUUCACUUACUCUGAAGGACUCAAUGAAUGAAGAAGCUUAACUGAGUGAUAAGAACCUGGAGGACUGGCAUCAGCACCCCUCAUUUACCAAUAAAGCAGAGAAAAUAAUGUCAAAUGCAAAGAAAUCCAUGAACGCUGAGCUCUGUACCCAGGCAUGGUGCAAAUUUCAUGAGAUCCUGUGCAGUUUUUCUCUUCUCCCCAAAGAAGCUCUUCAGGACGGAGAACUGAAUUCUGUCCACCUCUGUGAAGCACCUGGAGCUUUUAUAGCCAGCCUUAACCACUACUUGAAGUCCCACCAUGUCCCUUGCCAUUGGAAUUGGGUAGCUAAUACUCUAAACCCGUAUCAUGAAGCCAAUGACACCCUUAUGAUGAUCAUGGAUGACCGUCUGAUAGCAAAUACGUUACCGUGGUGGUACUUUGGCCCAGAUAACACUGGGGAUUGUGGCAGACUCGUAGAGAGAAGAUUCAUGGUCAGGUGUGAGAUGGAUGACACUGAUUAUGUGGAUAAUUAUGACUAAACUUGUUGCUAAUACAGUAUCUAGCUAUUGUCAAUGCAGUAUAAAAUAUAAGCAGGUCUAAAGGGUUUUAAUAUAAGCAGGUUUGGCUAGAAAUGUAGAGGUUUAGAGUCUUUGGCACUGCAGAACUCACACUGACAAAGUAACAAAGCACCUCUGGAGCCACUUCAGGAUUUUAUCUCCAGAUGUGACUGGAUCUUAGUUGGAUCUGCACUCAGAGGCACCAGGAAGCCUGGUGGGGCAUGCAAGGAGCUCAAGUGGCACAGGGGGAGGGUGGCACAUGCCUUUCCACACUUGCUCCUUGCCAGGCACAAUGGAACCCUGCAGGGGAUGGGAGAAGAGGGAGGGAAUGAACCAAAGAAGCUUUGAUGGGGGAUGGCUCAGGGGACAGACAGGCUGAGAAGACAGGUUCUCAUCUAGAAGAAAACAUCAGCCCACAUCACCUUCGAACUUCCUUGUGCCCAAAAGCUCGAGCCUCUGAGCCCAGGGUGCAGCGAGUCCUCCUGAGGACUCACAAGCCCCAGCACAGCCUGCUGUGAGCACAGCUCUGCUGCUAACAGGACUUGCCCUCUGCCAGCAAGAGCCAUGUUGAGCAAAUAAAAGCUCUUUUGCCAGAUGCUUUGUAAAAAAAUCUCAUUUGA
Molecule: messenger RNA, 3146 nt
Organism: Corvus hawaiiensis (hawaiian crow)
Lineage: Eukaryota; Metazoa; Chordata; Aves; Passeriformes; Corvidae
Product: hydrocephalus-inducing protein-like
Exons: 13
Coding region: 7-1890 (627 amino acids)
Biological process (GO): cilium movement; axonemal central apparatus assembly
Cellular component (GO): axoneme
Source: RefSeq, a predicted model, not a curated record